UCAAACGUGUUGAUAAACAAUUUGCGUCGCUUCGCUGUGAUACCUUUUCCGAAUUGAAAAUGUGAAAGAAAACCUCCAGUGACUAACGGUAUAAAACAUAAAUAGAAAAUUCCAAAAUGUUCCUUACACGUUUAGUACCGAGAUUAUCAAAAUAUCAACUAAGUAUUAAAGUUUUGACCAGCCAAAGUUACUCUGUGGAAACGUUAAACUCCACGACGGUGUACACGGUGAAAACCGUCCAGGACAAGUGGAAAUCCCGUUUCGUCACGGAAAAUAUUCCUGAAGCGGAGACUUCAAUAACGAAUAUUUUAGCUCACGUGUUACAGUUGUCAUGUCCUGGAGAUAUAGGAAAAAAUCAGGAAAUAGCUCUCAGUGAAGCUCAACUGGCCAAAAUAGACGAACUCUGCGAAUGUCGGCUUGUAAGAAUGCCUAUCCAAUAUAUAAUUCGUGAAUGGGAGUUUAGGGACCUUACACUGAAGAUGAUCCCUCCUGUUUUCAUCCCUCGGCCAGAGACUGAGGAGCUUGUCGAACUGAUACUACAGCAAAUUGAUACCCAAAAAAGCAUGGAAUUUCUCGAGAUUGGUUGUGGGAGCGGAGCGAUAACGCUGUCGAUAUUGAAACAUGUUCCAAUGGCACGGGCCAUCGCACUUGAUCAGAGCAAAUUGGCUUGCGAGUUAACCCUGGAAAAUGCUCAGCAACUUGGACUCGCAGAGCGAUUGCGAAUAUUUAGGCACAAACUUGUAGACGAUUUUCCAGAGCAACUCGGAGAGCACACAUUUGACAUGAUCGUAAGCAAUCCACCGUAUGUUCCUUCCGGACAGCUAACAAAACUGGAACCCGAAGUUAAAAUCUACGAGGAUUUGAGAGCACUGGACGGUGGCCCGGAUGGCAUGAAAAUUAUCAAAGCAAUAUUAGAUAUAGCAGGCAAACAUUUGAGAUCCGAAGGUAUACUUUGGCUAGAAGUAGACACUUCCCAUCCACCAAUGAUUGCGGCGUACCUUGAGGGGAAAGAAGCCGAAACUGGGUUGAAAUAUGUCUCCUGCUACAAAGAUCUCUUUCGUAAUGAAAGAUUUGUUGAAGUGGUUAAAAUGUAGUGUUACGUAGUGGAUAUGUCAAAUAAUUGUUAAAUUGAGAACUCACAUAAACGCUUCAUAUGUUGA
Toxorhynchites rutilus septentrionalis is the source of this 1160-nucleotide messenger RNA. It is a transcript of the gene HemK1, whose product is annotated as MTRF1L release factor glutamine methyltransferase. The record is from RefSeq and is a predicted model, not a curated record. The coding region runs from base 117 to 1094 and encodes 325 amino acids. Gene Ontology annotation, cellular component: mitochondrion. The transcript is spliced from 2 exons. NCBI's taxonomy places the organism in Eukaryota, Metazoa, Arthropoda, Insecta, Diptera, Culicidae. Gene Ontology annotation, biological process: protein methylation. Gene Ontology annotation, molecular function: protein methyltransferase activity; nucleic acid binding.